This is a messenger RNA of Oryzias latipes (Japanese medaka), 4500 nucleotides long. RefSeq names its product KN motif and ankyrin repeat domains 1a (gene kank1a). NCBI's taxonomy places the organism in Eukaryota, Metazoa, Chordata, Actinopteri, Beloniformes, Adrianichthyidae. Gene Ontology annotation, molecular function: protein binding. Gene Ontology annotation, biological process: negative regulation of actin filament polymerization. The record is from RefSeq and is a predicted model, not a curated record. Gene Ontology annotation, cellular component: cytoplasm; cytoskeleton.
GAAUCCGCGCGGGGCGGGCUGCACUGCGCAUGAGCAGGACGGCUGCUUGGUGUCCCUGCGGCGGUGUUAAAGCGCCUGCGUUCAGGACAGACGCCGCAUGCGGCUCGUUGCCGGAAUCCCACAAAAGUUGGUGCUCGUCGACGUUGGCGGGCCGUGAACGCAUCACCCUCCCGGUUUUAAGAGGAGUUUCGGUCCCGGAGGGAAACGUCCACCGGAGCGGAACGGAAGUCCGCGGAGAGGCCGGGACAGUCGGCGUCCGGUUUGCAGGUCGCAUGCGGAUCCGGACUUGACGCAUGGCAGCUGCAUGACUGCGCAGAGUCUGCAGGGAGCGAGCACGCGCAGCCGCAGCCAUGGCUCAGGCCGCGCAGGUGAAAGGCAGCAGCCCAGGAACGGUCGGCGGCGGCGAGGAAAAGGACUCCUACUAUGUGGAAACUCCUUAUGGUUAUCAGCUGGACCUUGACUUCCUCAAAUAUGUGGAGGACAUCGAAAGGGGCAACACCAUCAAGAAGCUGAGUAUCCAGAGGAAGCCCAAAGUGGCCAGAACGCCCCCAGCCCCCCGGGCCAGCGCCCAGGCGGAAUGGACCUCCACUGACUCCCUGUCCUCCUCCAACAGCGAUGACAAGCAGUCCCCGAUUCCCUUCCCUCCCAGGCCGCAGGACGCCGCCCCUCUGACCUGUGAAGCUCCUGUCCAGCAGCUCCCAUCAGGUGCCACAGAGCAGAGGCUCCUCCCACCCCCUUCGCCCAGGUUUGCUCCUCGCCACAACCCCCAGGUGGAGAAGACCCUCAUGGAAACUCGCCGUCGUUUGGAGCAGGAGCGUCUGCUCCUGCAGCCGCACACGGAGGUUCUGAUGCCCCGCCGCCGCCUCGCCAGCUUUGGCGGCGUGGGCUCCAGCAGCUCGCUGUCGUCGUAUUCGGGCUCGGUCGGUCCCAGUCAGGUUUCCCCCAGCGCCCACCACCCUCUGCCCACCAACGGACACCUGCCCAACGGGGACUACGGCACCUACUUCCCGCCGUCUGUGGGCAGCUCCAUCCGCCACAGCCCCCUGAGCUCUGGUGUGGCCACGCCCAUCACCAACGUCAGCCCGUUACACCUGCAGCAGAUCCGGGAGCAGAUGGUCGUGGCCCUGAGGAGGCUGAAGGAGCUGGAGGAGCAGGUGAAGACCAUCCCCGUCCUGCAGGUGAAGAUCGCCGUUCUGCAGGAGGAGAAGCGCCAGCUGGCGGCUCAGUCCAAAAGUCCCGGUCCCGCUGGCUUCCGCAAGCGCUCCUUCAGCGUGGGCAGUGCCGCUCAGAUGGAGAACCCCGCCGCCUACAAGGAGGCGGAGCUGCACAUCAUGGAGCCCGAAGCCCAGGAGCAGAGUGCUCAGCAGCUGGAGGAGCUGAGGCGUCUGACCGCUGAGGUCCAAGCUCUGGAGAAGACCACCAAGAACAACCGCUGGACUGACGGCACGCCCCCUCGCAGCCAGCAGGGGGCUGUGGGAGUGGCUACAGAUAAAAGCGCCAAAGACCUGCCUGACACACCUCAGUCGACUUUUCGGGAUGUGGGGGUGUCGACAGAGCGGCUGCAGACGCAGAGUCUGUCCGUCGGGGUGACCGAGGCCAUGCUGGGCGUGACCAGCGAGGCGGAGAAGGAGAUCGAGCUCCAGCAGCAAACCAUCGACGCGCUGAAAGACAAGAUCUACCGUCUGGAGGUGCAGCUGAAGGAGACCACCCACCAGACGGAGAUGGCCAAGCUGAAGCUGGAGCUCCAAGCCGCCGGAGGCUCCACCAAGAAGAGAGCCGACAAAGGCUUGAUGGUCCGGCCGGAGGUGUACAGCGUCAGCGUGGAGGCCAAAGUCCAGCUGCACAGCCGAGGAGUGGGAGGCGACCUGGAGCCCGCCAGAGAUCCAGAUCCCCGAGCUGUGGGCGGGGCCUGUCUGCCCAGCAUGCAGACGGUUUCUGCAGGUCCGGAGACCCCCAUGGACCAGUGGGUGGUGCGUCGACGGCCACCGGUCCAUGACAAGUGCGUAGGGAGGGAGGUGGAGACCUGCCACCAGCUGGUGGGGGCGGAGCAAAGUGUCUGUGAGGUGGGAGUGAACACAGAGGCGGACCCAGGGGGCAGAACUUGGGCGGAGUCCCGCUCCGUGGGCUGUGGGGACGGUUCAGUGGAGGUUCCUGCGAAGACGUUUGUGUCGCGAGGAACUGAGGCCGAUGCCGUCAGGAGGACGGACUCCGCCGUCAUGGCCGCCCCGCUGUCAGCGACUCAGCAGACCAACACAGAGACCCAGGUGGCCGCCAAGUCCACCAACACCAACACGCCGGCUCUGACGGACUCCUCCACGCACAUGCACCUGUCCACCUGCAACAGACACACCAACACCCCCCCGACCGAGACCAGGACUGUAGCUGUGGGGGAGGGACUCGUCAAAGACGCUCUCAGCGGCGCCAAAAUGCGCUCAGUCGCCGUGGGAACCAUCACAGACGCUCCGGCAAAACCCGCCUCUGCUAAAACCAAAGAGUGUGGGGUGGGGCCGCUGAGCGUCAGGGACAACUUCCUGAUCGGUUUGAAGACCAGGAGCAUCGCGUGUGGCCCCGCCUCCUCCGUGGAGCUGUCGCAGAGCGAGGCCGCGGCGCCGCUCGCUGCCGCCGUGGGGCUGGACCAUUACAUAGAAAGGGUGCAGAAGCUGCUGCAGGAGCAGCAGAUGCUGCUGGCGGAGAACUACAGCGAGCUGGCGGACGCCUUCGGGCAGCCGCAGUCGCAGCUCGGGUCUCUGAACAGCCAGCUGGUCAGCACGCUGUCCUCCAUCAACUCUGUCAUGAAGUACGGCAGCGCCGAGGACAUCCGGAAGCUGCAGGCGGAUCCCACACCAGAGGGCGCUCUGCUCCUGUCCGCCCUUCAGACGGAUCCAUCGGCGGUCCAAACGGCGGCGGACGCUUCACCACAGCAGCAGAUUAGUGCUGCUGAGCAGAAGAGGUGCAUGGACCUGCAGAUGUCCACGGCGCUGCACGGACAGCCGUCUGAUCAGAGCACGCUCAAAUCUAUUAUGAAGAAGAAAGACGGCCGACCCGAGUCCAACGGAACCAAGAAGAACCUGCAGUUUGUGGGCGUGAACGGAGGGUAUGAAACUACGUCGAGUGACGAGUCCAGCUCGGAGGACAGCAGCUCCUCCGGUUCUGACGACGAAGAGGAGGAGGAGGAGGAGAAAGCUGGAGGAAAGGGGGAGGAAUUCCACACCGAGGGAGGAGAGGAUGAGGAUAAGGAGGAGGAAGAGGAAAGCUGUGAGAAGAAAAGGGAGAGCUAUGAGCUCAGUGAGAAGAUGGCGGUGGCGUGCGGCGUGCUCAAGGCCCACCUGGACGACCCCAACGCCGUGAGCGGUAAAGACCUGAGAGCCUGCAUCAACACGCUGCAGCACGAGUGGUUCCGCGUCUCCAGCCAGAAGGCGGCGCUGGCCGCCAUGGUGGACGACUACCUGAGGCGGUUUGAGGCCGUCUCGCCGGCCGUGCUGCGGUACAUCGUCAACAUGGCGGACGGCAACGGCAACACGGCGCUGCACUACAGCGUGUCUCACUCCAACUUCCAGGUGGUGAAGACGCUGCUGGACGCAGACGUGUGUAACGUCAACCAGCAGAACAAGGCGGGCUACACGCCCAUCAUGCUCGCCGCGCUGGCAGCCGUGGAGACGCCCAAAGACAUGAGCGUGGUGGAGGAGCUUUUCGGAAAGGGAGACGUGAACGCCCGAGCCAGCCAGGCGGGUCAGACGGGGCUCAUGCUGGCGGUCAGUCACGGCAGGAUGGACAUGGUCCGUGCGCUGCUGGCCCACGGCGCCGACGUCAACGUCCAGGACGACGAGGGUUCCACGGCGCUGAUGUGCGCCAGCGAGCACGGACACGUGGAGAUCGUGAAGCUGCUGCUGGCUCAGCCCGGCUGCGACGCCACGCUCAGCGACGGCGACGGCAGCAGCGCUCUGUCCAUCGCUCUGGAGGCGGGGCAUAAGGACAUCGCCGUGCUGCUUUAUGCACACGUCAACUUCUCCAAAGCUCAGUCCCCGGGAACGCCUCGGCUCAGCAGGAAGGCGUCGCCCAGCCCCACCCGCAGAAGCGUCUUUGAUUAGCCCCCCCCAUUCCACCUUGAGGUGCUGCUUUGGCCUCAAACCACCAAUGAGAUUUCUACAAAUGUUUGCCUCCAUGAGGAGCCCAAAGUGUCCUUCAGAUCCUCCUUUUGUACUGUUUUCUGCUGUUCUCUGUUGACCAAUCAGGAGUUUUCUGACCCAGUGUUGGAUCGGCCCUCAGACCGUCUCCACAGAAGUCCUCCGUUCGUAUUUAAAGAGAAUCUCAGUAUUUUGAAUAUUUAUCAGAGUCUAGUUUUAAUGCAGAGAUCCUUUCUUUGUACAGAUGCUGCUCUCGGUCUGCUGCUCUGUAAUAUACGGCGUCUGUCCUCUGAGGUUCUAGAAGGUUCUGCUGUUCGUCUGAAGUGCCUUCACUUUGUAUUGUGACAAUAAACUUCUAUUAAAGUGUAAACCCGUG